Fundulus heteroclitus (mummichog) is the source of this 3486-nucleotide messenger RNA. RefSeq names its product activating transcription factor 7 interacting protein. Gene Ontology annotation, biological process: regulation of DNA-templated transcription. The transcript is spliced from 14 exons. The record is from RefSeq and is a predicted model, not a curated record. Lineage: Eukaryota; Metazoa; Chordata; Actinopteri; Cyprinodontiformes; Fundulidae. The coding region runs from base 115 to 3015 and encodes 966 amino acids. Gene Ontology annotation, cellular component: transcription regulator complex; nucleus. Gene Ontology annotation, molecular function: protein binding; transcription coregulator activity.
GCUCACACAAUCAGCAAAUAAUAUGGAGGGCCCUUUCCCACACAUCCUGCAGAAGGUUGUCAACAGAUCUGGUAUUGAAUUCAUGACCGAGGACCCUUUGGUUUAAAGGAAACAAUGGAAGUUGUUGCGACAGAAGAAAAAAAGAAAAUCUUUCGUGCCCGGAAAACCAUGAAGAUUAGUGAUCGUCUACAACUGGAAAGCCUUCACAGCACUUUACUGAACUCUUCUGCGGGCCUGUCCAACCCGUCCCCACCACCGCUCGUGAAUGGCACACACAAGGAAGAUGGGCAAAAGUUGGGUGACAAGGAGCAAAACAGCUGCUCCGACCCAAACUCUCCCCAGGCGGCUUCCCCUGCCACUCCCGGCUCUCUAAGCUCUCCGGCACCAUUCCUGUCCCUAAAUCUGUCACCCUCCCCGGGCUCCUCCCAAAGUCCCAACCCACAGGAAGAAGCUACGUCUAAAUUGUCGCCACCCCCCUCAGAAUCCCACGAUUCCAAGAAGACACAGGAUGAUGAGAAGAAGGGUUCUUCACCAUCCCCACAAAUUGAGGCCAUUGCACCAGUGUCAGCAGAAUGCAAGGAGCUGCAGAAGGAAGUCGCUGACGUGAUCCCAGUGGAUGAAAUGGAGGAAAAAAAAGCUGCUCCUGAAGAGCCAGUUGUGGACUUGGAGAAGGAUUCUGAUAAACGGUCUCCUGAGCCAUCUGCACUGUCUGAAUGUAUAGAACCAAUGGAUGUUGACAACGACUCGACACAUACCAUUGACUCUGAGGAUUCCACGUCCUCACCAAAAUAUGAAAAGCCUCCUUCCCCCAGUGUUGUGCCCUCCAGUUCUUCAGCAUCUCCCCGAGAGUCUGGUGAGGGUAAACGGCCAACAGCUGAAACCAAAGAGGAAGACGUUAAAGGGGAAGAUGAUGAGAAAGCCUCUGUUAAGACAGGAUCAAACCGGGAAGAAAAGCUGAAGGUGGACACAAUAAAAUUGCAGCUCAUAAAGGCGGAACGUGAUGCCGGACAAACUAAAGGACCAAGUCGACCAUCAUCCACCCCACCUUGUAACACAGAACAAGGGAAGGGGAGCUCCAUGCCGGGGCUAAAACGCACUUUAUCAGAGGGACAUGAAAACGACGCAUUUACUGUGAAGCAAGAGGGGAAGAGGGCCAAGGUGGAGCAUGAGGAGCUGGAGGCCCAACUGGAGCUCAAAAUCACAGCAAAAGCUGGCAGCCAUCAAAAACUGGAAAAGAUCGUCCAACAGCUCGUGAAUGAGCGUCUGAAGAUUCUGGAGCUGACAAUCUUUGAAAAACAUUUCCAAGAUUUAAAGGACAGAGUAGACAAAAUCGACUGUGCCACUAAACACCAAACUGCCAUUAACUCACUCCAAAGCAAGAUCGCUCGACUGGCCAAGAAGUUUGGAGAGGCGAAUCAGAUGUCGGAAAACAAAAGAAAACAGGAGGCGCUCGCUGCUGCUGCUGCUGCUACUGCUGCCGCUAAUGCCGCUACUGCUGCCAAGCCUGCAACUGUUACAAACAACUCCCAAGCCCCACGGCCAGUCCGGACCUCUGUUGAAGUAAAGCAGACUCCAGCAACUGUUUCUUCACCCAGCACAGCGGUAGUUCCAGUUGCUGCUCCUCUGUCAGUCUCUACUGCGUCCCCAGCCUCUGCCGCCGUCCCAGCUUCCACCUCCACCACCACCACCACCAUAGUCCCACAGGGCUCCAUACUGCAGCUGAUCACCUCCAGCUCCAAUGUUGCCUCCACUCUGGCCACCGGCAUCACCACUCAGAGCCAACCGGGCACGCUGGUGCUGAAAACAACCCCCGGAAGCGGCAUGAUGACUGCAGGCCAACCGCUCGUCAUCCAGCUGCCUCUGUCGGUGAACGGCCAAACGGGAACUCUCGUCAACUUCCCCGUCUCAUCUUUGGCCGCGGCCACUUCGCUGAACAAGGCCAAAACCACCCCAACCACCACCACCUUCAUUCUCAAGCCUUCCCCCGCUGCCAAUGCGCCGGCAGCCCCCACCUCGACCGCUUCCACCCUUCCCACUCUGCAGGCCUCCACCAGCCAGGGGGCCACCACGCAGAUCUCCCUGGCCCGAGCUGUCUAUCAAGGCGGGGCGGGAAGAAUAACCACACCCAAUGCUGGGGUGUCUGUGACCACAGUCAGAGCCCCGGCUCAGUCUGUCUCUGUGGCUGGUGCCGUCUCCUCAGCCUCUUCACCUGCAACCUCAGGGCCAGCAGCGACAGGCUCCACUGCACCAGGAACGCCACAAGGGACAUCUCUCACGUCCAAGACUGACAACCAAACUCCUGCAGCCACUCCAUCUAAAGCCGCUGCACCUCCACCUCCAGCACGACCCAAAGGCUCCGUCAUUGAUCUCACCGAGGACGACGACGAUGUACAAGUGACAGGGGUGAAGAACGCCCAGGGUGCAACCGCCUCACCCGCGCCCCGAUCCAACCCAAUCAUCAGCAUUCCCAACACUGCAGGAACAAGAUCAUCCCCAAAAGCCAAUCAGACCUCCACAGGCAAUCCCCAGAUUACGGUGCAUCACCGCCCCCUGCAGGAGUCCUCACUGAAGCCCCGCACUGUAACCACUACAACUCCGUCCCGCGGCGCCGGCGCGGUGCUGCCCCCUCUUCCUGUCGCUCCUGCGCCGCAGCGUUUGCCCCCAGAGGCGGAGCAGACCUCGCCCCCCCAGCAACUGCAACUGAAGCUGGUGCCGGGUCAGACCGGCAUCGUGCUGUCCUGGAGCGUCACGGAAACCGAUCGAAGCUGCGCGACUGUGGAAAGCUAUCACCUCUAUGCCUUCCAUCAAGACAACUCCAGCAGUGGUACGGCUCAGCAGCACUGGAAGAAGAUAGGCGAGGUGAACGCCCUGCCUCUGCCCAUGGCCUGCACGCUGACCCAGUUCCAGUCCGGCUCCACGUACCAUUUUGCUGUCCGAGCCAAAGACAUUUACGGCCGCUUUGGUUCUUUCUGCGAACCUCAAUGCACAAAUGUCAUCAGUUCCAGCUCAAGCUAAACCGUUACAAUAUAAAGACUUUUUUUCAUUUCUACAUAUGUAUUUUACUUCUGACUUAUUUUUUAUUAUUUUUUUGCUUUGUUUUAAAAUCUAAAAUAUUGUAUGCUGAACAGAUGCAGUAUCUGUAAAUAAGUCUACACAUAAAACCUGGACUUGGAUAAAUAAACCAGCGAACAGCUGGCUUUGGUUCCCUGUAUGUGAUGUGUUCUUUUGUGAUCUAAGCUGUUGUGUAAAUGACGUAUUAUUUUCGCCUCUCUACCAGUUCAGAUAUUUAUGUUGUUCACUCCAGCAAGUCAGACCAAGACUGUUUUGUUUAGGAUCUUUUUUCUUUACUUAUUAGGUUACAGGAAUAUUGAUGUAAACUCAAUUGCACAAAUAUGUAUACUUGUGUGGUAGAAACAGCAUUACUUUUUAAAGUUCCGUCUGGCAACCAGACUUUGAAAAACGUAAUAAAAAGUUUUAUUAAAGUGG